GCAUGGUGCCGACUCGGUCUAUCACAUGCUGAAAAUGAGCAUGACUCCAAGGCCAUUGCAGCGUUCAACAAUUGCCUCAAGAUUCAGCCAAACAAUGAGGAGGCUCGUGUAGAAGAGCGAUUCUUGACUGCAGCACGACAACAAGCUGGCACUGCGGACGCCGAUCUACAGAAUGCCCUCGGAAUACUGUAUAAUUUGAGUAGAAAUUAUGAGCGGGCAGUGGAGUGCAUGAAACUCGCCAUCGCAAGUAGACCAGAGGAUGCCCGAUUAUGGAAUCGUCUGGGCGCCACAUUGGCCAACGGUGAUCGUACUCCAGAAGCAGUAGCGGCAUAUAGAGAAGCACUACAGCGAUAUCCGCUCUAUGUGAGAGCUCGAUAUAAUCUCGGUAUCAGUUGUCUGCACCUCCAAAGCUACAGAGAGGCCGUGGAACAUUUCGUGUCAGCGUUGGAAUUACAAAAAGGCGGCAAAGAAAGCUCGUCCAUUUGGCCUACGCUGCGUUCGGCAACCAUAAGAAUGCGUGGCGCUCCAAUGGAUCUGUUGCCUGCACUGGAUCGACGGGAUCUGAACGCUUUCAAAGCAGCGUUA
Molecule: messenger RNA, 585 nt
Organism: Cooperia oncophora
Lineage: Eukaryota; Metazoa; Nematoda; Chromadorea; Rhabditida; Trichostrongylidae
Source: the annotation of a GenBank genome assembly